AUGUCCGAAAAGCUUAAUCCUUCUACGAGUAUCUCCAAAGGCGGUGGUAGGCUUGACACCACGGCUCACGAAGUUGACUUACAUGAGAUUACCUCUCACCAGUAUUCCUUGAAUGGGGUUGCUGACGGUCUUACCUCGGACCAGAAGUUUUACGUCCUUAAAAGAUUGGAUCUUAAUCAUCUCAAAUCUUUUGAGGAUUUGCCUCCAUCUGCUGUUUUUAUGUUGGAAAAAAUUCUGGAGAUCGAGAUUGUUGAGGCAGAAAGCAUUUUGAAAAGUUUUUUGAAGGAUCAUGAUGGUGACGUCAAUAUUCCAAUGGAGACCUUCGACUUCAUUGCGCAACUCGUCAAAUAUGAACACGCAACAGACUCAGAUGGCCCUGUAAGCUACGAAGAUGAGAAUUCAGCAAGCUCCAGAGAAAAAAGCCAAGUUCAUGUCGCAGAGAAGACGGUCAAAAACCUUGAAUCAGCCGAGUCCGAUGACAUUUUUGACUGGGAGUUGCAAACCAAAACUGAAGCUGCUCUUAUUGCUUACUGGUCUCCAUACCCUGAGGUCAGAUCUGUUACAGAUCCAUUCGACGAUCCAGAUACUCCUUGCGAAACGUUACGUGUUUACAUAAUCGGUGUCGUAUGGGUGGUUCUCGGUACCUUCAUUAACCAAUUCUUCGUCGAAAGAAUGCCAAGCAUUUCUUUGCUGUCAAUGGUGGUGCAGCUUUUUGUCUAUCCUUGCGGAAAGUUUUUGGAGUUGACGCUUCCUGCCAAAACUUUCAAGUUGUGGAGAUGGGAGAUCAAUUUAAAUCCUGGUCCAUGGUCUCAUAAGGAACAAAUGUUAGCAACUUUGUGCUACAGUGUGAGUGGAAGUGCAGUGUAUGCAACAUACUUCAUUUACCUCCAGAAGCUUGAGAUGUUCUAUGACAACCCAAAAUUUACAAUUGGCGCCCAAUUUCUUAUUGUAUUAUCAUCAAACCUUUUGGGUUUUGGGUUCGCCGGAAUUAUCCGUAAAUUCGUUGUUUACCCUGUUUCAGCAAUCUGGCCGACUAUUCUUCCAAACCUUGCUGUUAACAAAGCUUUGGUACAAAGAGAGAAGAAAGAAAAUAUCAACGGGUGGUCGAUUUCCAGAUAUUCAUUCUUCUUGAUUACCUUUGUUGUAUCUUUUCUAUACUUCUGGGUUCCCGACUACUUGUUUACGGCACUUUCCACAUUCAACUGGAUAUCCUGGGCAGCACCAAACAACUUCAAUGUUGCUGCAAUUACGGGGUCCCAAAGUGGUCUUGGGUUGAAUCCUAUCACCACCUUUGAUUGGAACAUCAUCAAUAUGAGCGGGCCUUUGUACGUUCCCUUUUUUGCCCAGUUGAAUCAGUACAUUGGCAUGCUCAUUGGAUUCUUCUGUAUUGUGGGAGUUUGGUGGUCAAACUACAAAUGGACGGGCUUCUUACCAAUUAACUCCAAUGGCAUUUUCACAAAUACAGGUGAACCUUAUGCUGUGACUGCUAUUCUUAAUGAUGAAAAGAAACUUGAUCUAGCCAAGUAUGAAAAAAUGGGGCCCCCAUUCUACUCAGCUGCGAACUUGGUGACCUAUGGCACGUUUUUUGCUUUAUACCCCAUGAAUUUUUUUUAUGUGAUAUUAACUCACUUCAAGCAAUUGAAGUUUGCUGUGGUUGGUCUUGUCAAAUCGCUUAAUUUCAAGAAAAAACGCUCAACCUACGAGGGUUUCGAUGACCCCUUCUCUGUUUCCAUGAAAAAGUACCCCGAAGUCCCAGAGUGGUGGUUCACCGUGAUCUUGGUGAUAUGUAUCGUUUUCUCGAUUAUAACAGUGGAGGUUUAUGAUUUGCAAACUCCAGUGUGGACCAUUUUCUUUGCUUUGGCCCUCAACUUCGUUUUCUUGUUACCUUUUGCCAUAGUUUACGCUGCGACAGGUACUCAAAACUCAAUCAACGUUCUUCUUGAGAUGAUUAUUGGUUACGCACUUCCAGGUAAUGGAACCGCACUCAACUACGUCAAGACCUUAGGUACCAACAUCGACGUCCAGGCUGAAAACUACUUCACCAACCAGAAACAGGCACACUAUUGGAGAAUCGCGCCAAGAGCCUUGUUUAGGGUGCAAAUGGUUUCUGUGAUCGUCAAUAGUCUUUUGUCUGUUGGCGUGAUAGAAGUGGUGUUGGAUUCCGUGUCAGGCUUUUGUGAACCACAUCAGCCUCAAAAGUUCACGUGUCCUGGAUCAAAUACUUUCUACUCGUCGUCUGUGAUUUGGGGUGUAAUUGGGCCAAAACGAGUCUUUGGAGGUCUCUAUCCUAUUUUGCAGUGGUGCUUCUUGAUUGGGUUCCUUGCCGCCUUCCCAUGCUGGGCAUUGAAGAAAUACUACGGACACACGACGAUAGGCAAAUAUCUUCACCCCAUUGUGCUUUCAUUUGGUCUCAUGAACUAUGCCCCCUACAAUUUGACGUAUUAUACUCCUGGAUUCAUAGCAUCUUUCUUUUUCAUGUAUGUGAUAAGAAAACGGUACACUGCGUGGUGGGAAAAGUACAACUACACCCUCUCAGGAGCUCUUCAAGGUGGUGUCGCUUUCAGCGGAAUUAUCAUCUUUUUCGCUGUUCAGUAUCAUGAGAAGUAUAUUUCCUGGUGGGGCAAUAACGUGAACAAUAAUGUUCUUGAUGCGUAUGCUCCAGCUAGACUCAAUGCCACUAUCGAUGCCCCAGAUGGAUACUUUGGUCCAAGAGUUGGACACUUUCCUUAA
Candidozyma auris is the source of this 2730-nucleotide messenger RNA. Its product is annotated as OPT family small oligopeptide transporter. Lineage: Eukaryota; Fungi; Ascomycota; Pichiomycetes; Serinales; Metschnikowiaceae. Bases 1 to 2730 code for a protein of 909 amino acids. The transcript has a single exon. Gene Ontology annotation, biological process: transmembrane transport. Gene Ontology annotation, molecular function: oligopeptide transmembrane transporter activity. The record is from RefSeq and is a predicted model, not a curated record.